AUGGCCUCCAAAGUACCGUCGCGGGAAGCUCUGACGCUGCUCAAGCACUCCAUUCGCCCUGCGGUAGCUCUCCGUUCGCAGGCACAAUCGCGUCUGAAUUCUUCCGCGGGUGCUUCGCUGCGUCCACAAGCUCAAGCUCAAGCUCAAGCUCACCCAUCGCGGCAAACAGCACGGGGCACUGCAACUUUCACGCACUCCCACCAUGCCGAAGCCGUGUCCGUCAUUCCCACAUUGGUGGACCCCAAUUCGGCAGAUUUCAAAGAGAACAGGCGCGAGAUGGAGGAAGUCACCGAGAAGUUGAACAACCUGCACUCCAAGAUCGCGCAGGGCGGGCCGCAGAAAGCAAGAGACAAGCACCUCCAGCGCGGCAAAAUGCUCGUCAGACAUCGCAUCACGGCAUUGAUCGACCCAGGAACACCCUUCUUGGAGCUGAGCCAGAUGGCAGGUCAUGAAGUCUACCCUGACGAAGACACACCUGCGGCUGGCAUCGUUACCGGCAUUGGAACAGUCAAUGGCGUUCAGUGCAUGGUUGUCGCUAACGACAGCACCGUCAAGGGAGGAACAUAUUACCCGCUUACCGUCAAGAAGCACCUCCGAGCUCAGGCGAUUGCGCAGGAGAACCGACUACCCUGCAUCUACCUCGUCGACUCUGGCGGCGCCAAUCUGCCCCACCAAGCUGAUGUCUUCCCGGACGUUAACCACUUUGGCCGCAUCUUCUACAACCAGGCACGCAUGUCUGGCAUGGGCAUCCCCCAGAUCAGUGUCGUGAUGGGACCCUGCACGGCUGGUGGUGCAUACAUCCCCAGCAUGAGCGACGAGAGCAUCAUCGUCGAAAACCAAGGUCACAUCUUCCUAGCCGGCCCCCCACUCGUCAAGGCAGCAACUGGCGAGGUCGUCUCAGCGGAAGAUCUUGGUGGCGGUAAGCUGCACAGCGAAAUCUCUGGUGUGACAGACUACCUAGCAGUCGACGAUGCCCACGCCCUCGUCCUGGCUCGAAGAAGCAUCGGCAACCUCAACUGGCACCGCAACCAGACCGUCUCCGUGAAGCCGACCUUCAAGGAGCCACUGUACGACCCCAAGGAGCUGAACGGCAUUGUAGGCACCAACCUGCGAAAGCAGAUCCCUAUCCACGAAGUUAUCGCGCGCAUCGUAGACGGCUCAUCGUUCUCCGAGUUCAAGCCUCUGUAUGGGUCCACCCUCGUCACCGGCUUCGCUACUAUCUACGGACACCCCGUCGGUAUUGUAGCCAACAAUGGCAUCCUUUUCAGCGAGAGCUCACUCAAAGGCGCGCAUUUCGUACAGCUAUGCGGCAAGCGCCAGAUCCCGUUAAUCUUUCUACAACACAUCUCUGGUUUCAUGGUCGGCCAGGACGCCGAGAAGGGCGGCAUUGCAAAGAACGGCGCCAAGCUUGUCACAGCUGUCAGCUGCGUUGACGUGCCCAAGUUCACAGUGGUCGUUGGAUCGAGUGCUGGCGCCGGUAACUAUGGAAUGUGCGGCCGUGCCUACUCGCCCCGUCUCCUCUUCACUUGGCCUAACGCAAAGACAUCCAUCAUGGGCGCCGAACAGCUCUCCUCCGUCAUGGCCGCAGUCGGCAAGUCAGACCCAAAGCUCCGGAGCCGCAUUGAGCAUGAGAGUGAGGCUACAUUUGGAUCGGCGAGGCUGUGGGAUGAUGGGAUCAUCCCUCCCGAGCACACAAGGAGAGUGCUCGGUAUGGGAUUGCAGAUGGCAUGUGGCGGACAGAACACCGGUGUUGAGAAGGAUAGCAAGUGGGGAGGCUUAUGCGCAAACACAGACUCGAUCAAAGAUGCAUCAUCAAAGAUUGCGAAAGAGCUGGUCGCGCAGUAUGCGAGUAAAGACAACAACGGCGUGCAUGUCCUCGGUGGCUAUCCAGGAGUCCUGUACCCGCCAUACUACUGGUGGUUAGCCGGUGCUAUGUUCGGGACAUUGUUGGAUUAUUGGCGGUAUACCGGUGACGACCAGUAUAACGACAUGAUGCGCGAAGGCAUGAUACAUCAGUUCGGAGAGAAGCUGGAUCUGAUGCCAAACAAUCAGUCGAAGAACGAAGGAAACGAUGAUCAAGUCUUCUGGGCCUUCACCAUGAUGUCGGCUGCAGAGUACAACUUCCCUGCACCUCCCGACGACAAGCCAGGUUGGCUCGCAAUGGUACAAUCCGUAUUCAACCAAUUUGUCAAGCGCUAUACCAAAGAAGUCGAAGACGGCAACUGCAAAGGUGGAAUGCGCUGGCAGAUCUACCCCUGGCUAAACGGAUGGACAUACAAAAACACAGCCUCGAACGGCGGACUCUUCCACCUCGGCGCUCGACUAGCCAUGUUCACGCAAAACGACACUUACGCCGAGUGGGCUGAGAAAGCAUACGACUGGAUGAACGACAGCGCAUUACUGGACGACGAUGGCACGGUCAACGACGGCAUGAGUAUGACUACCACUCCGCCGUGCAAAGAAGCAGACAGAACACCCUGGACAUACAACUACGGCAUUAUGAUUGCCGGGGCCGCAUAUAUGUACAACUACACCAACGGCGCAGAAAAGUGGCGUUCCGCAAUCGAACGCCACCUGAACAAAACCGACCAAUUUUUCCCGGAGUACUACAAAGGCGUUAUGACGGAGAUUUGCGAAGCAAAAGAACUCUGCGACACGGACCAAGAAUCCUUCAAAGCGUACCUGGCGCGCUGGCUAGGCGUGUGCAUACAAAUGGCGCCCUGGACACACGACAUCAUUAUGCCGCGACUACACACUUCUGCAAAGGCGGCGGCACAGACGUGCGUUGGCGCGAGCCAGCACGGCGCGGGCAAUUAUGCAUGCGGGAUGCGCUGGUGGUGGAAUGGAUUCGACGGCAUCCAAGGUGUCGGGCAGCAGAUGACUGCUCUAAACGUUAUCUCGGUGUUGAACGUUGACAGAGUGGCGCCGCCGUAUACGAGCAAGACGGGUGGUGAGAGCAAGGGCGAUCCCGGGUUGGGGACGGGCAGUGUGGACGACAGUAUUCCGCAGCUGCACACAGAGCCUAUGACCACGGCGGACAAAGCGGGCGCGUCGAUAUUGACGAUUCUGGUUGUGGCGUUUGUGUUUGGGGGUGCUUGGUGGAUUUGCAUUGAAUGA
This is a messenger RNA of Macroventuria anomochaeta, 3117 nucleotides long. RefSeq names its product glycoside hydrolase family 76 protein. Lineage: Eukaryota; Fungi; Ascomycota; Dothideomycetes; Pleosporales; Didymellaceae. The transcript is spliced from 5 exons. Bases 1 to 3117 code for a protein of 1038 amino acids. Gene Ontology annotation, cellular component: mitochondrion; methylcrotonoyl-CoA carboxylase complex. Gene Ontology annotation, molecular function: methylcrotonoyl-CoA carboxylase activity. Gene Ontology annotation, biological process: carbohydrate metabolic process; L-leucine catabolic process. The record is from RefSeq and is a predicted model, not a curated record.